AGAUUCUUGUGUUUACAUGCUCACUGACACGGUCACACUGACCGUUGUGCCGCUAGCAUUCAUUUGCAACACUCACACUUAUCGGUGUGUGUUAUCGGCAACAUACUUGCGGCUGGCAGUGCUGCACAUUGAGCGCGCAAUUCAAAUUUGUUUGACAAUACAAAUGAAACAACAAAUUAGUUGGGCAAACAAUAAAUAAUUCUGUGCAGCUUCAACAAAUAGCUGGUACACAGCUUCCUAUUAUUGCACAGCUCAGUUUGAUGGCUUUAUAACCCAAUUUCACUGCUAAUUGCGCAAGUAAAUAUUUAUUUGGUUUGCUGACGAAGAAUAUUUUCAGGCGCCUGAUACGAUUCUUCAGCAUUGUCAUAACGGUUGUGACUGCUGUUGGAACUCGUAAUGCAUAUACUUCUCCGCCUGUUGUCAGCGCUGUGCCUCUUGCAACUCUUGCACGCCGCUUACGAUGUCGUUGCACCCACACAGAAUUUAACGGCUUACCUUCAUGCACGUCAGAAGCGUCAUCAACUGGUUUAUCCAAAUGGAGCAACCAUUCGCCUGGUCGUCGGCCCUGUGAUGGGUGUGCAGCUGGACGAUCCGGUUGUGUGGCGUAGUUUCCUUCAUUACUAUACGCUGCACUUUGGAGGAUACUCAAUGCCCUCGACGCCUUUGUAUCCCUGGGACAAGUGGGAGACUAUUUUUGCCAGAUCGUUGAACGAACAGAUCCGACAGCUGGAUGCCUCGCAUGAGGAUGACACACGACUCUUUGCCUACACUGCAUUGGAACAAUACAUGGACAGCGCCAGUGGCGUCACGGGUCGUGGUCGAGAGUGCUUGCUGCGUGCCAUGUGCGAGAAUGCGCAAGUGCAUCAUCAUGUGGGGAUUAUGGCCGAGCUGUUAAAUGUGCUGCUAACACCCGGCAAGGCGUUUCUCGGGGAUGUUUACAGGGAGGCGUAUGCUGCAGGCGUGGCAGGUGUGGAUUGCUUGCGGCACUUUCCGGGCUGCCCUCGAGGUGACUCUGUGCUGGACGCCUUUGCUUUGGAUGUGAGCCAUUAAAGUGCAGGUUUGUGGGUUGACUUAGCGGGCCAAGCUCAGCUUUAAAGUCUGAAUUCAA
Molecule: messenger RNA, 1108 nt
Organism: Drosophila nasuta
Lineage: Eukaryota; Metazoa; Arthropoda; Insecta; Diptera; Drosophilidae
Exons: 2
Coding region: 397-1050 (217 amino acids)
Source: RefSeq, a predicted model, not a curated record